This is a messenger RNA of Linum trigynum, 1916 nucleotides long. Lineage: Eukaryota; Viridiplantae; Streptophyta; Magnoliopsida; Malpighiales; Linaceae. The record is from the annotation of a GenBank genome assembly.
CAAGUAAGCGCGAAAUGGUGUGUUAACCAAGCAACUAGACAGAUGGAGGAGUAAUAGGGGAAAGUAGGUAGGUUGGUUUGGUUGAUUAUGUUUUAAUUUUACAUAAAGAAAGUAAAAAGGUAGUGCUGGUGAAGGAGCGCAAUGAACGGACUGAAGAAUACAGUGAAAUGCAGCAGCAAAGUAUCGAUUAUGGUAACAGCAUAUGCCAAACAGCCAAACUACACCUUAUAAACAAUGUAAUUAAAAAUUCUCUUCUUAGUUUCUAUUUAAACCCCUUCAAUGAACCCCCAAAAUCCCCAAUUCUCCAAUCUCUCUCUCUCUCUACAGCUCCUCCACAUGACUCGUCCAUUCAGGCUGCUCGAUUCCGUGCCGGCACCAGUAACAACAGCACCGGCCGGGGAUUCCCAACCGCCCGUCCCGCCGGUGGACAGCGACUUCGUCGUCAUACUGGCGGCCCUCCUCUGCGCCUUGAUCUGCGUCCUCGGCCUCGUCGCCGUCGCCCGCUGCGCCUGGAUUCGCCGCCUCUCCUCCUCCGGACCCGCCGCCGCGGCGGAGGGAGGCAGGGCUCCGGCGGCGGCCUCGCAGGCCAACAAGGGGGUGAAGAAGAAGAUCCUCCGCGCCCUCCCCAAGCAGACCUUCUCCCCCGCCGACGACGCCGCGGCGAAAUUCACCGAUUGCGCCAUCUGCCUCGUGGAAUUCGCGGCCGGGGACGAGUUCCGGGUGCUCCCGCAGUGCGGCCACGGCUUCCACGUCGACUGCAUCGACACCUGGCUCGGCAGCCAUUCGUCCUGCCCUUCCUGCCGGCAGAUACUCGUCGUCAACCGGUGCCAGAAGUGCGGCGGCGUGCCCCCGAGCUCCUCGUCCGCCGCCGCCGCUCCCGUGGGAGGAGGAGGACCGGAAACGGAGGCUGGAUUGAAGGCGCGAGAAGAUGUCGAUGACGGGAAUCGAUUCUUGCCCUAGAUCUUCUCCCCCUCCCUAUUUUCGCGCGUUAUUUACCUUUUCUCCUUUCCUUUUUUUCCCCUUCUAUAUUGGUGGUUAAACUGUAAACUAUUAAUUAGUCAGAGCAGUAGAAAUUAGAAAAGGUGGAAGGAUGGAAGGAGGGGAAAAUGUCACAGUGUCUAGAGAUUAGAAAUUAGAGGUUGAUAGAGUAAUUUUUAUGUGGGGAUUAACUAUAUAUGUAAAAAGUUGUGUGUACAUGUAGUAAUAUUUUGUUGCAUAAUACUCAAUUCACCACAUAUAACUCGCAACACUUAUUCCUAUAAAUAUCCACUUGUUUUUAAGAACUGUUUCAAAAUGGAAUAACAAGAUAUGAUCAUAAUUAACACGGAUUAAUUAGAAAGAUCUGUUUUGUCACGAUACGAGUAGUCAUAUAUUACAGGAAGGAAACAUGAAAAAAUAGAAGAAUCUCACUAGCUAUGAAGGGGAAGGAGUGGCAGUGCCGGUUUAUUACUCAACCCACUAACCAAGACUCACUAACUACAAAUAAAGAGUGGUGGGUGGGGGGAGAGGGUUGACAAAAAAAAAAAAAAGUGUUGUUUGGAAACCUUAAUUCUAACGAAAUUCAUGUGUAUUCAACCUAAUUUGACUCGAUAAAGUGAGUUGAAUUCAGUGUUGAUGGAUUAUGCAUUGGGAACGAAUUUUAUCCGCUUUCGUAGUUAGCGAAUUGACUUGGGUGUGGAUCUUAUUAAAAACUCCCCCCACUUAAUAAUGUGAGUCAAACCGAGUUGACUCCAGCAUUGACAGAUUUUGGGUCGGAGACGAGUUAUACUCGCUUUAGUAAUUGACAAGUUGGGUCGGCUGCAGACUUAUUCCUUUUAUGAAUGUUUUUUACUAUACAUUUAUUUUACAUAAUACAAUGUUUUAUGAUUUUAUUUGAGCAUAAAUACAUGUAUUGAGAAUAAAUGUGAUAUUCCUAA